AUUUCGUAUUUUGUGGGGGCGCUGUCGUAGGUACAAGCGGGCGAAGACAAAUUGGUAAACGACAUCGCGAAUAAAAAUUCCCUUUCAUUCUUCUUCGCAAGUUAUGUUUAUAGUUCAAUAAACCAGCAAAUCUGGAUGGCCAAGAAGCUAUGAUUGCUGCGGGAAUCUCCCAGGAGUUUGUGCCUUAUGGACGCAAACAUCUCGAUUAUCAUCCUGGGGAUGUUUACCUGCCAGUGGAUGUUAGUGCAGAAAUAAGGACUUGCUUGGAUACUAGUCGUGAUCUACUAAGAGCGUUGAAAGGAGUUUCGAUACAAGAUAGACCAGAUAAGGAACAAUGGCAGUUAAGAAAGUCGGUGAAAGGUGAUGGGGAAGAAGAGUUGUAUAUGUCUGGUCAGACUGUUGUUUGGAGUUGUGGAAGUGGCUAUGGAACAAGAAAAGUUUACAAAUCCUUAACACUUGAAAAUCCAAUUCAGCAGGUAUUAUGGUGUACAUUCUGUGUGAAUGGUUGCAAACCUCUUACAAUAACAUCUUAUAAUACCAAUAAGGAUUCAGAAACACUCUCUUGCAUAUCUGUAUUAGAAACAGCAGGACUUAGUGUUUUUUCUAUGAAUGGUGAAGAAUAUAAAGUAGCAUUACCAUUUCAAGUGUCUAAAGCAUGGGCAAUAAAAUAUGGAUUAUUGUUUGAAAGAAUUGUAAGUGAUAGACAUACCAAAAGUGAAAUGUUCGAUAAAAGUCCAAUUAUCUUCAGCAUGCUUCAUCCAAUGGAAGAAGUGGCACCAGUGGUAAAACAUGUAUCUUCAUUUGGACGUACUAAUUAUUGUACUAAUACUACUCAAGAAAUUGUGUUCACUAGUAGUGAACCUUCAUUAUUAGUUUUAUAUCAUAAAUUAGAGGGAAUUCAUAGUGUUUGGAAAGUAAGGAGGACAAAUACAGAGGAAGUAAAUGUUAAUAUGCACAGUGAAUAUAGUUCCAUUCUAUCAAAUACUCCAGUUAGUUGCACUACUGGACAAUUGCAGUCUACAAUUAGUCAUUCUCACAGUAGUCAAACUCCUAGUUAUAAUGUAUCAUCUCCAUUUCAUAGUCAUCUCACUAGUCGUGUUUCGUCUCCCACUGGAUUUCAUUCUAAACAGUCAAGUCCUUCAGUAUCAGGUUUAACUCAUAUGGCAACAUUGAGUCGUUCUCAAUCUCCAUUACUUACUGGUUCCCUUCAUCAACCAUUUGUGUUUACGCCACCACCUUCUCAAAAUUGGGCAUAUUCGGCAGCUGGUUCACCCAAAAGUGUUCUGUGGGAAUUAGUUGAACCACUUGCACCAGAUAUCUGCUUAGAACAAAUGUACAUUGAAUCUCAUAGUCAUAGUUUAGGUGAAAAAUCAUCAAAAAUUUUCAUCACUACAGACAUUUGCAAUCAGAAUUUCCUAUGUUUUUUGUUUAAAGAACAUCAGCAUUUAAGGCUUAUAAAAUUUGAAGAAAGUAACGAUCAAGAACAAUUAAUAUUUGGUACGGUCAGCACAAUAUUAGCCAGAGAUGCAGAUAUUCUUCCUGCAUUAAAUCUAUUGAUAACUGUUGAUGUAGGAUUUACUAUAACAUUGUAUACAGGUAUUACAAAAAUUUGUAAAGUACAUAUUCCUAUGGUAGCUGGACCUUUUAGCAUGCUAUCUGGUACUAGUAGUCGUCGAGCGUCUUUACAGUUUGGUUCUCCUAGAAGAAGCAGUUUGAUCACGUCCAGUAGGCCCCCAAGUGCAGUGGAUCCAAAAUUUGAUGAAGAAUUAAAAUUGCUUUCUCCUGUUCCAAUUCAUAUAAAUGACAGUAAAAUAAUGGAGGAUUCUUUGAUUGAUGACUACAAUUUACCUUCAUUAGGAACUGUAAUUGGUUUAAAGGAUUCAGUUAUGAAUAGAGUAAAUUUGGAAACUUCAAAUGGAACAUUUUACAGGAUUUCUUUGCCAAAAAUGUCUAAUUCAAUAAUAGUUACAAAGCUAUUACAAGCUUUAAAUAGUAUUUUGCCAAAAGAAAUUGCUAUUCAAAUAUUUGCCAAAUGGUAUGCUAUGAGAAAUGCUCCUGGAUCGAGUGACUUGACAAUUCGUUCUGAAUUAAAAACAUUUCUUUUAUGUCUUCUGAAUAAUAUGGGUUACGAUACAGAUGUAACAACAUUUGGAGGUAUUUUAAAUAAAGAUAUGUCAUUAUCUCCUGUAGCAGUAAAGAAAGCAAAAACUUCUGAGCAAGGUACUGAUGAGGAUUGGUCAUACUUAAUAUCAUCUACACAUUCCAAAAUGAAUGAGGAUCAAAAGAAUUCUGUCGGUUUUGCUAAUUGUGAUGAAAAGUUUCAAAUAAGUUCUAGAUACAUUUCAGAAAAAGAAAUCAACAGCAUUAACAUUCAUUCUCCUUUAUUACCGUAUAUAUCUUACAUUCAUUUAGCAUUACAUCUUGUAUAUGAAGAUUGUAAACUAAAUAUACUUCAAUGGAAUGAAUUAUCAUCAUUAGCUUGUUUUUUGUAUCAGAUUUCAAGAGAUCUCAGGCUUCCAUUGUAUCAGAAUCAUUAUUGGCAAGAUUUUCCAGAUGUUUGUUCUCUUCUGUCAGAUAAUUAUCAGCUGUCAGAAGAUGAAGUGAAUCAACUCCAUGCUCCACCAUAUUUUACUAGUUCACCACCUAAUAUUUUCGAAUGGCUUCAAUCACUGCUAUUGAAUAAAGAAUUUCUACCAUUCUUAUAUAUUUCUAAUGUUACCAAAACGAUUAGGGAUGUCAUAUUGAUGUAUAGCUUGCUUCUUAUGAAUGUUACUAAUAAAAGAACAAUAAAUGAUUAUCUGCAAUCUUUAGUAGUACCUGGGAGAAGAUUUGUAGAUGAAGUUGAAUUAACAUUUUUCCAAGAAUUGUCAGUGAUGUGUAAUCCAGAAGAAAAUCUUAUCUUAUUUCUUACUCAUUUAGGUAUUAAUAAUGAAGAUCUAAACAAACUUCCUCUUGGAGUUGCACUUCCAAUUAGAGAAGUCAUAUUACAUUGUCGGAAGAAACCUUCAUCCGAUUGGCCUGCUGAUGCAUAUACAUUAAUUGGUAGACAAGACUUAGCUGCCGCUCAUGCUGGAACCAUUUUGCCUCUUUACCAGUCAAAAAGUUUUGAUAGUGUGAAACAUGUAAUUGCGAAAGAAGACGAAGAUGGCUUAGACCAUUUAGAUCAUGAAGUUUUACAGUUAAGAUUUAGUCAAGAUCAAAGAAUAUAUGAAGUGUAUAGAAUGUUGCAAUCUUCAAAACCAGUUAAAAUUGUUUUACAGCAGAGACCAGAAGUGAGUGACCAUGACUUUAUAGAAGAACAAGAAAGACAUCUAUACACUCUUUGUAUCAGAACUAUGGCACUUCCUAUUGGAAGGGGCAUGUUUACUUUAAGAACUUAUAGUCCUGUUGUAACUGAGACACUUCCAAUACCUAAGCUCUGUCUGACAGGAAGAGCUCCACCACGAAAUACGACAGUUGACCUUUCUCACAUUGACGUUCCCGCAAACAUGAAUAUGUGGCCAUUAUUUCAUAACGGUGUAGCAGCUGGUCUUAGAAUUGCACCGAAUGCAUCUCAGAUUGAUUCCACUUGGAUUGUAUACAAUAAACCUUCGACCAUUAGUAACGAUACUCCAGUAGAACAUGCAGGUUUUCUUAUGGCAUUAGGUUUGAAUGGACAUUUGUCCAACUUGGCAACAAUGAGUGUGCAUGAUUAUCUCUGUAAGGGACAUGAAUUGACUAGUGUUGGAUUAUUGCUGGGUUUGGCAGCUGCCAAGAGAGGCACAAUGGAUUUAGCUUGUACUAAAGUAAUGAGCAUUCAUGUUGAAGCACUACUUCCACCAACUUCAACAGAACUAAAUGUUCCUGCUGUUGUACAAGUUGCUGCAGUUCUUGGUAUAGGAUUACUAUAUCAAGGUUCUGGCCACAGACACAUGGCAGAUGUUUUGUUGGGAGAAAUUGGUCGACCUCCUGGUCCCGAAAUGGAACAUUGCAUCGAUAGAGAGAGUUAUGCACUUGCUGCUGGCUUAGCAUUAGGACUCGUCACACUUGGAAAAGGAAGUGAAGUUGCUGGACUUUCAGAUCUUCCAAUGGCAGAUCAACUAUACCAUUUUAUGAUUGGUGGCCAUAAACGACCUUUAACUGGAAUUCAUAAGGAAAAGCACAAGAGUCCUAGUUAUCAGAUAAGAGAAGGCGAUUCUGUUAAUAUUGAUGUUACUAGUCCUGGUGCAACACUUGCUUUAGGAAUGAUGUUUUUUAAUACAGGAAAUAUAGCUAUUGCUGAUUGGAUGACAAUACCAGAUAGCAAAUAUUUGUUAGACAUGGUUCGACCAGACUUUUUGCUUCUCAGGACUUUAAGUAAGGGAUUGAUUCUAUGGAGCAAUAUUCAUCCAUCAAUAAAAUGGAUUGAAAAUCACUUACCUGAAAUUGUUUCAACAUAUGCUUUUAAGAGAGUUGAAGUGAAUACAGAUAUUGAUUAUGAAACAAUGAGUCAAGCUUAUUGUAAUAUUAUUGCUGGUGCUUGCAUGGUUUUGGGUUUGAAAUUUGCUGGAUCUGCAAAUGCUGAAGCUUUUCAAACUCUGAUGCAUUACGCCAAGUCUUUUUUAUCACUUUCUGCCAAACCAGUAGCUGAACAAGCGGGAAAAAAUACAAUCGAGACGUGUCUCAGCGUAAUUGUGCUGUCGUUGGCAAUUGUCAUGGCCGGAACAGGAGAUCUCGAUGUAUUGAGAAUCUGUCGACAUCUCAGAUCGAGAACUAGUCAACCAUCUGGAUGUGUAUUAUAUGGCUUUCACAUGGCAAUACAUAUGGCUUUAGGAUUGCUAUUUCUUGGAGGUGGAAAGUUUACUUUAAGUACAAAUCCAUUUGCUGUAGGAGCUAUGGUGUGUGCAUUCUUCCCAAAAUUUCCAACUCAUAGUAAUGAUAAUAGGUAUCACUUGCAAGCAUUCCGCCAUUUAUAUGUACUAGCAGUCGAGCGUCGUUUCCUAAUUCCAAGAGAUAUUGAUACUGGUAAAGCAGUAUAUGCAAAUUUAUUAGUGAAAUUCAAGGAUACAACGUGGUAUAAAAAUGUUCAAUAUAAAGUAACAGCACCAUGUCUUUUGCCUGAACCAAAACUUUUAAGAGAGGUUAGAAUAGAUGAUUCCAGAUAUUGGCCAAUAGUAUUUGAGAACAAUAAAAAUUGGGAUAUGCUUAAACAUUUACUAGAAAAUAAUGGAAAUUUAUACUUAAAACAAAAAGCUGGAUAUCUUCCGUACACCAGCGAUCCAAAGGGUCUUCAUAACUUACUUACAAAAACUUUAGCUAAAGAUAAUGUGAAGGAAUGGGUAUCUAAGAAAAAAUCAGUGAGUAAAUUCUCUUGUGAUCCAAUAGUGUACAGUUUUGCUACUUCAUUUUUAAAACCAGUUGCUAACACUAUACAGGAAAUUGAAUGGCAACAACAGCUCAGUUCCUUGCUUUACGAAUGUGCUUUGGAAGAAAAAAUGGAAAUACUUCCUACUUGUCUUGCACUUUGUCAGAUGGCAGAAAAAAUGAAAAAAGAAUCGAAUAUGUUGGAGUUGUGGCAAUUGAAAUUAAUGUUGGCCAAUCAACAAAGAUCCGAAGCAACUGAUAAACAGCCGCUCUUGAGUUCAGAUUUUACGCUGGCCAUUAAAAACCAGCUGGAAAAAGUGAUCGGUGUAUUGGCAAGAGGCCAACAAGAGAACAUAUUAGCUUAUUUAUCUGGCAGGAAGAAUGGCUUUCAGUUAUUACCCAAUUUGGCUCCAUUUUUGGUAUUCUACGAUAUACCUCCUUCGGGAUCUCUUAAAUUGUCUUUGCAAGAAGGAAUUAUCAACUUGCCAAUCCUUUAUCUUCAGCUACAUCAAAUGCAGAUGACUGUACAUUCAAUUAUGGUUUUACUUGCAGUUCUUCAGCCAUCUAACUAACUGUGUACAUACAUAUAUUUGAUGGAAAUAUUUUGUAUUAUUAUAUUUUAUAAACAAAUGAAAUAAUUUAUUAAGUAGUAUCUGUUAUUUGAUACAGAAAUUGCACAAGUUAUUAUUUUAUAAGGUCAAAAGAUGGAAGAGGGGGAUUAAGGCGUCGAUGGUUGAGAAAUGUUUGACUUCAAAUAUUUUCCAUACAUUUUAGAUUAGUUUUACAAUGAAUGAUGCAAUAGAAAACAUUGUACAAUAAUUGCAUCUGACUCAAACGGGAAGUUUCUUUAUUGUCUUAGUAAUUAUACACAAACAAUGCAUAAAUUGAAAUAUCAUUUAAGUUAAACUGAAUAUAAUUUUGUUACACCGCACUUGAAAGCUAGUUUUUUAAUUUACAGUUUUUCUGUUGCAUUUGAAUUUGAUUACAAAUAACAGAUGUCUUACCAUGCAAACAUACUUCAUAUUACUUGCAUUACUUUACAAGAUUAUAAUAAAAUAUAUUUUCCAACUCGUAAGAAGUUUUUGAGUAUAAGAUGUGUCUGUUUUUAAGGGAAGUUUUGGAAUUACAAAUCAUGCCUUUCCUACAGUUCCAACAAAAAAAUUAGGUUUUGUACCGUCCAUUUUUAAUGUAUGCUACAAAAUCUAAUUUUUUUGCUGGUACUGUAGCAUACAAUCACACCUUUUCCAAAGUUCUGUGAAUAUUUUCUUUUGUCUGUUCAAUGUUGAGUCUAUGAAGUAUUGUAUGUGUAACUAAAGGAGAGGAUUUGCCAAAAGUACACAACAGGGUGGAAGUGGUUAAAAAACUGCAUAUGUAAGGCCCUGUACACACUAGGCGUUUUUCAACGCGCGUUUUAAAGAACCAAGAGUUCUAUGUAGCCGUACACAC
Molecule: messenger RNA, 6768 nt
Organism: Centruroides sculpturatus (bark scorpion)
Lineage: Eukaryota; Metazoa; Arthropoda; Arachnida; Scorpiones; Buthidae
Gene: shtd
Product: anaphase-promoting complex subunit 1-like
Exons: 48
Coding region: 150-5894 (1914 amino acids)
Biological process (GO): protein K11-linked ubiquitination; anaphase-promoting complex-dependent catabolic process; metaphase/anaphase transition of mitotic cell cycle
Cellular component (GO): anaphase-promoting complex
Molecular function (GO): molecular adaptor activity
Source: RefSeq, a predicted model, not a curated record